Molecule: messenger RNA, 711 nt
Organism: Schizosaccharomyces osmophilus
Lineage: Eukaryota; Fungi; Ascomycota; Schizosaccharomycetes; Schizosaccharomycetales; Schizosaccharomycetaceae
Gene: opa3
Product: mitochondrial outer membrane lipid metabolism regulator Opa3
Exons: 3
Coding region: 1-711 (236 amino acids)
Biological process (GO): regulation of lipid metabolic process
Cellular component (GO): mitochondrion
Source: RefSeq, a predicted model, not a curated record
AUGUCUUCAUUAGCUCUCAAAAUCGGAAGUUUACUAGUUCGAACGCUGUCAAAACCUAUAGCAAAUACGAUAAAAGCACAAGCAAAAGAACAUAAGACAUUCCGAAAGGUUUGUAUCGAUUUCGCACAAAUAAUGCAUCGAGCUGAAUUCAAAAUUAUGGGAGCCAAUCGCGCCCGCAGCGGUCAUACAAAUGUUCGUGUUCGUCCAUUAAAUGAUGCGAAAGCGGUGGAUGCAGGUGCAAAUUUUCUUUCUGAAACUUUUGUGUUUACUGUUGCCGGCGGAGCUAUCCUCUUUGAAACUUGGAGGGUGAGACGAAAAGAAAAGAAUCGGCGUGACAAUGUAGCUGAGGCAAUAGUUGGGCUUCAGCAAGAAAUUAUUCGCAUUCAUGGUAUAUUGGAAAAGCAAGUGUUAGAAAAAAAAGUCAAGGGUGCUGAAGUAAAGGGGGACAAUGAUCAUACAUAUGAGGAUUUUGAAGAACUUCACAAAGUAAUGCAUGCUAUGGAACAGGAGCUGCAUACUUUGUCUUCCGAAGAGAAUGAAGAACCUAAGAAAACGAAGAACAAUGAUUCAAAUCAAGCCUCUAGUAGUUUGCCUCCCUCACCCAAUGAAUAUACAUCUAGGAAUUCAUCUGUUCACGAACCCGCCCAACUGCCUACGAAUUCGUCGCUUUCCUCUCAGCCCGCAAAAUCCACAAGCCCAUCAAAUCCCUGA